AUGUCAACGCCGCAUAAAAACAUCGUCAUCUUGGGAGGCUCGUUCGGUGGGAUCUCCGCCGCCCAUUAUGUUCUCAAACACGUCAUCCCUCAAUUACCCGACCAGGAAACGCACCAGGUCAUCCUGGUCAGCCCUUCAGCAACCGCCAUCUGUCGACCCGGCUGUCCUCGCGCCAUGAUUGCCGACGACUUGAUCGCACAGGAUAAGUUCUUUAUCAACAUUCCCAAGUCCUUUGAGCAGUACCCCGGUGAGCAUUUUCGCUUUGUGCAUGGCACAGCGACGCGCGUCGAUCACGACAGUCGAGAUGUCACUAUCGAUCUGGUAGAUGGGAAUGUAGAGACGAUCGACUAUCACGCUCUUGUCAUUGCAACCGGCGCAUCCACCCGUUCGCCACUGAUCACCCUACUCCGGGACGACGAAUUCCUGCGCCAAAAUUGGGCCAGUCUGCGGGGAGCGCUUCCUGCUGCCAAGAGCAUCGUCAUCGCUGGUGGAGGUCCUACCGGUGUCGAGGUCGCCGGCGAAUUGGCCGAGUAUUUGAACGGUCGGGCAGGCUGGUUUAGCUGCAAGCUGGAAAAUCCAAAAGUCCCAGUCACGGUGGUGACAUCGGCCUCACAAAUUCUUCCCGACAUGACUCCCGGGAAUGCGGCAAAGGCCGAGGAUUUCCUCGCUCGCGUUGGCGUGACCGUGAUCAAGAACACCCGGGUCGAAAGUGUGACGCCAGCCGACGCAGGCACUGAAACUGCAAUUGCGACCAAAACGACUGUGUCUCUUGACAAUGGGGAGACGCUCGAAGCCGACAUUUACAUUCCCGCGAUGGGAGCAGUACCUAAUACAAGCUUCUUGUCUGAAUCGCUUCUAGCAUCCGACGGCCGUGUCGAAACCAACACAUCAACGUUGCGUGUGGAUAGAGCCGGUCCGCGGGUCUAUGGCAUCGGCGACGCCUCGUCGUUUGGGAAACCGUCGGUUCACAAUAUCACCGAGGCUAUUCCCGUCCUUGGCGCCAACAUUAAGCGCGAUCUUCUUCUCGCUUCGGGAAAGACCGAAACCGAAGUUGGGGGCGACAAGAUUUUUAAAGAAGACACCAGGGUAUCGCAGCUAGUGCCGAUCGGGCAGAACAAGGGCGUUGGUAUGGCCUUCGGGUAUACUCUGCCCAGCUCGGUGGUGUGGGCAAUCAAAGGCCGAGACUACUGGGCAUCCAUGCUGGUAAAGAUAUGGACCGGGAAACAGUGGGACUAG
Messenger RNA from Aspergillus melleus, 1236 nucleotides. Its product is annotated as NAD(P)/FAD-dependent oxidoreductase. NCBI's taxonomy places the organism in Eukaryota, Fungi, Ascomycota, Eurotiomycetes, Eurotiales, Aspergillaceae. Gene Ontology annotation, molecular function: electron-transferring-flavoprotein dehydrogenase activity; flavin adenine dinucleotide binding. Gene Ontology annotation, cellular component: cytoplasm. The coding region runs from base 1 to 1236 and encodes 411 amino acids. The transcript has a single exon. The record is from RefSeq and is a predicted model, not a curated record.